CAUGCAUCUUGGCCUUUGCAGCGAUACGACCCUCUAAUCUUACCCUGCAUUGGAGUUCAUUGUAUUUUCUUACCAAGUAUCUUAUUUUUGGCUUUGGCAUUUCCUUGUCUCUUUGACAUUUCCCAAAUUUGUAUCAGCAUUCUAGUCGCUUUGAAGGUUUCGGUCGCAAGCCCGCUAGAAGAUGGACUAUCUAUGAACUCCGCCUGAAGUCAACUAGUCCGAUCGCGAGUUAAUUGGCGCAACAUGGAGGACAUCCGACCGACCGCGAGAUGGGCAAACCGCAUGUUGCGCCCCUUGACCUCCAUUUACCACCGGUUAGAGAAACAUCACGAGAUCCGCGCCAGCGUCGCGGACGCGAAAACGAAAGACAAUGCCGACCACACCAACACAGAGCGCAUGGGCGCUCCGUCCAGGCGCAGUGGUCAACCCGUUACCGACCAAGGCUGUACUUACUCGGACGAAGAGGCUGACGAUCCCGCCUGGAUACCUGGACGACCCACGAGCCGCCGCAUCCGACACAACUACUCCAGUCGCGGGCAGAGGAACGGCGCGCGACGACGGACCCGGUUGCCGAUUCAAAGUCCGGAAGCGCAGCGGACGCUGCCUGGCGCGAUCGAGAUCGCCACCCCGCUCAUUACCGGAAGACUUCACGGGUCUGUGGACACCGCUUCGUCCAUCAGAAAACAACUCUUUCGGAAUACUAUCUCGGCCGUCGGCGAUGCAGACGCUGGCGACAAUCGGAAAGGCACGCGCACGAACAAUAGCAGCUUUCCUGCUUAUCAGGGCUCUUGGAAAGAAAUCAUCGAUAUCUGUGGCGACCCGGGCUUUGCGGAUAUUGCGCGCUACUUGGAUCAUGUUCUUCUUAAAUUCUUGAAUAACACUCGCGUUAGCCCGGCAGGCAUACCUCAACAUGAACAGAAAUCACGCGGACCGCGGUCGCUGAUGUCGAUGGCUCUGCGCCGCCUUCCCGAUUUUAUUGCAGAGGAGCAGGUAUUACAGGAUGAGAUCGAGGAGGAUGGGGAGGUGGAUAUGUGUAACGCUUACUUUACGGAGCUUGAAGCCCACUACGCGUCGAACAGCAACGGAUGGCAGCCACUUCGGGAAGCAGCGCGCGCACAAGGCAUCCGCUUGAUUUCGGACAUGAUCCGCAGAGGCUGGAUCCCUAGGUUGGCUGCCUGUCGGCUACUUAAAGUGUGCUUGGAGCAUGAUGAGUUUGAUGCUUGUGAAUCUUUGUUGUCCCGUUGCUUGCUUGACAUCACCAAUUACGAUUAUCCUUCGGCGUUCGAUACUCCCAAGCCUACCAAUUACCGCGAAGACCCUGUUCGGGUGCUUCGUGUUUAUUACUCACGCGUCUCUUCAAGGCGGUCCUUUGUGUUCGAUGAGCUGGCCAAGCUUCUCUCACGAGGGGUAUUGCCCCCAGAAUGGAUGGUCACAAGCCUAUGGAAGAAGUGCGUGGAUGGAGCGAUUCAAUCGGUAUCAGCUGGAGAUGGGGACUCUGCAGCUGCGACAAAGGCUGUUGAGGCCAUAGUCCUCGCCUCAGCCGGCAUAUGUCUUGCCGCAGAUACACUUACGUCUCGCAUUGGAGGGCCAAUUGCCCAGCGCCCUGUUGGCUCGAAGGACACACGUACCUCCACGUCGAACGCGAAUUCCCUGCUUGAAGGCCGGGCUCCAUGUCCUGUCCCUAUUCAGGACGCCUUGAGCAACCUCACCUCUAGUCUAGUGACUGCGCUCUGUGGCAUGUGCAUUACACGCUCGCAAACGUCUGGGCUUGAUGAGAGAACGAGUGGACGGAAAGUCCGGCAAUUGGUCGGAAGCUUUGCCUUCAACGUUCAAAGGGCUAUUGGGAUUGCCUCGACGCCUGGAGAGAUUCAAGGAUUAGGCCUUCAAUCGCUCCGCCGUGGAUAUGUCCUAGUGGGCGAGUAUAUGCUACGGGCUCACGAAGAUUUCCCGUAUGAGCUGAUUGGUCACUCCGAUUCGUUGUCCCAACAACACAUCGAUGCCUUUUGCCUGUUAUUGGCCGGCCAGCAGGAUACGGUCAAGGAACUGGCUGAUUUUGUUCGACAAGUAUUCCACUGCUGUGGGUAUGCACGCAAAAGCGAGCCGACUUCUACUCCACGGGAGAUCAAAAACACAGUCACGCGCCUCGCUCGACUGACGUCUCUGGUUAAGGUGUCUCUACUUUUGGAUAAAGUCGCCGCCGAAACUGCGAUGAUGUUGGCGGAGAUGACUCUGGAUGCGGAUGAUCACGCAUGGGCUUUGGACAUGCAGGGUGAGGCUAUCUCAUCACAGCUGGGGCAAAGGGCGAAACAAUCCCGCGCAUCUAGCGAAGCCUCUGCCGACGAGGACAUGGACACAUAUCGUUGGGAAGACAGUAUUGGAGAGUGGGUGGCGAGCACACCAGCGUCCAAGUCCGCGGCCACCCGAGCGCCAUCUGCGUCGAGCGCUGUACGCUCUAUGAGCAAUAGCGUUUCGCCCAGUCCAGUUCCAUCUGAGAAGAUGGCUUCGAGCGUGACAUCAUCUGCGCCAUCGUUGGCGGGCAAGAGAGGACGCGCUCAGCAGAGCUUGGAGCUGCGGUCGCCCAAACGGCUCCGAUCUGCGUCGCUGAAGUUGGGGAGAGAAAGCGCUGGCGUUACGCGCAACGAGCCGGAGCGCUUACAGGAGUCAGACUCUGCACCCGUAGCCGCCCGAACUCGCACGGCUCUCCGCGACCUCUCCCAGGCCAAGAAUCGCGUGAUUAAAUCAUCCCGACCGGGCGUAUCGGCCAUCACUAAGAGCGCGACACCUGUCCGAUCUCCGCACCAGAUUGAAGUUGUCAUCUUCAACAGGCUUGCACCUGCAGCUGAGAGCACAAGGAUUCAACCAGAUGCUUUGUUAGCCUGCAGAAAAUCGGCACGCUUAGCUCGAGCCUCCCUUUCUGCUUCUCUUCCCACCACCACCACCACCACCACCAUCGCGACCGAGUCGAUUAUAAGGCCGUCUCGACCGCGUCGCGCCAGAGUACCGCCCCCGCCGGUGAUCUCGUACCCGGACGAGGACAGUGACGAUGAGCUCAGUUUUCUAAUUUGAUUCGCUGCGUCUGUUGGCGUUACUUAGGUACUGUUUAUUAUACCAUUGAAAUUCUAGGAUGCAUGCACUCUGGAGCAUGGGGUCUUUUAUUGGGGAUAGUCUGGCGUGGGACACUUUUGUUUUUGUUUCAUUUCAU
Messenger RNA from Aspergillus homomorphus CBS 101889, 3202 nucleotides. RefSeq lists its product as uncharacterized. The record is from RefSeq and is a predicted model, not a curated record. The coding region runs from base 244 to 3066 and encodes 940 amino acids. The transcript has 2 exons. Lineage: Eukaryota; Fungi; Ascomycota; Eurotiomycetes; Eurotiales; Aspergillaceae.